Aspergillus calidoustus is the source of this 1488-nucleotide messenger RNA. The record is from the annotation of a GenBank genome assembly. Lineage: Eukaryota; Fungi; Ascomycota; Eurotiomycetes; Eurotiales; Aspergillaceae.
AUGUCCGACGAAAAAGUCUCAGCGCAGCACGUCGACUCCGCCGCCGAGUUCGUCGGCGACGACACCACCGUCCUCACCGAGGAGCAAGAGCGCCAAUGCCUCCGCCGCGUCGACUUUGUCCUCAUGCCCGUCAUGUUCAUCACCAUGGCGCUGCAGUACAUGGACAAGGCGUGUCUGACGGGAGCGGCCAUGUUUGGUAUCCUGACGGACCUUGAUCUCCUGCAGAUUAGUCGCUCGGGGCUCGAUAUGAAGCGCUAUUCGUAUGCGACGAUGAUUUUUUAUUGGGGGUAUCUGCUUGGGACAUUGCCUGCCGUCUACAUGGUGCAGAAAGUGCCGCUGGCAAAGUAUGUCAGUGUGAUGAUGACUAUUUGGGGAGGCGUGACGGUCUGUACAGUCGCUGUGCAUUCAUACCAGGGCCUUCUCGUGCAGAGAUUCUUCCUCGGCUUCGCCGAAGCCAGUGUCUCCCCCGCCUUCAACCUCAUAACCGCAAUGUGGUACCGCCGGAAAGAACACCCGCUCCGCAUCGCAAUCUGGUACUCAUCCACGGGCCUGGGCACGCUGGUGGGUGCAAUGCUCCUGUAUGCAAUCGGCAAAAUUGACGGCGCCCUUGCGGCCUGGCGGUAUCAGUUCAUGAUCAUCGGGUGCGUGACGAGCGUCUGGGGGAUCGCAAUCUGGUUUAUUCUGCCUAGCAACCCCAUGACUGCGCGGUUCUUGACCCCUGAGCUACGACGGGUCGCGAUUCUCCGCAUCGCGAGCGAGCAGAUCGGUAUCGAGAAUAAGAAGGUCAAGAAGGAGCAGGUGCGCGAGGCGCUUGUGGACCCCAAGGCCUGGGCGUAUGUCGCCAUCACGUUCUUCAUCAUGCUCACCAACGGGGCGUUGACGGGGUUCGGAACAAUCAUCACGCAGAGCUUUGGGUUCUCCGAGAUCAAGACUAUCUUGCUCAUUGGGGUUGUCGGGGCGGUUGGGUUUGUUGCUUUGCUGACUUUUGGCAUCAUCUCCGUCUUCAUCCCUAACACGCGCAUCUACAUCGGCACAUUCUCCUGCCUCCCCGUCAUCGCCGGCGCAGCAAUGGUCUGGCGCGCCCCCUGGUCCGCCGCAAAAAUCGUCCCGCUCUGGGGCAUGUACCUCAUGGGGUUCUUCCCCGCGGUGUACGUAAUGACCCUCUCCCUCGCAACAGCAAACACAGCCGGCCACACAAAGAAAGCCGUCACGGCGGGUAUGAUCUGGGCGUCGUACUGCAUCUCGAACGGGGUGGCGCCGCUGCUUGUUUUUGCGAAUGAGCGCGAUGACCAGUACCCGACGACGUUUAAGAUUGUUAUUGCGGGGUCCACGGUCAGUGGGGCCGUGUUGAUUGCGCUCAGGGGGUAUCUUAUGUGGGAGAACAAGAGGAGGGAUCGGGUUCAUCCUGUUGAUGAGGGGGAGGUUCUGGCGACGGCGUUGAUGGAUCGGACGGAUGGGGAGAAUUUGAAUUUCAGGUAUCAGAUGUAG